Messenger RNA from Cervus elaphus (red deer), 695 nucleotides. RefSeq names its product chromosome 3 C12orf54 homolog (gene LYLDT1). The record is from RefSeq and is a predicted model, not a curated record. NCBI's taxonomy places the organism in Eukaryota, Metazoa, Chordata, Mammalia, Artiodactyla, Cervidae.
GGUUGAUAGGCAAGAUGAAAGGAAGCUGUUGUGAGAUGCGGCUCAAGGAGGAGAAAUUCUAGGAGGUUAGGGGUGGGGAGAAGAGCUAUUUGGGGUGCCCAGUUGGGACGUGGAGCUAUCUCCAUCUUCAGCUCCAGAGCAUCUGGUUUCCGUUCAGACUAAUGGCACAGCAUGCCUUCCAAGAUCAAGAACAAGAGGGAGGAAGGAACUCCAGGCAGCAGAAAAGAAAAUCCUUUGAAGACACAAUGAGACCAAAGGAAGUAGAAUUAACGAUCACUGAAACCCUGUGGGACCAGGUGCUAAUGGCCUUUAAGGAUAUACAAAAUGAGCUGCAGGAAGAUGCUCGGAUUCGAGGGAUGAGCUCCGCGACACCCACAUCAUCUGCAUCCAAGACUGGAAGCACCAAGACUUCAGAUGCUGCAAUGACCCCGAAGUUGGGAAGACUGCUGCCAGGCACUGGAGAGCAGCCAUCAGGGAUCCAGGCCCAAAACCUGAGAGGACAGUCCUCUGAUCAGCCAGCUUGCUACCCUGACCCUAAUCCAACAAUCAACGAAGAAGACCACCUUCAGGGCACAGCUUUGGUUGCCUGAAAAACAAAGUUAUUGGGCAGGCAUCACCACUGAUCUGGAAGAGGGAGUGAUACUCAUGGGCAGAGAUGCCAGGGUCUAUGGCUACAACCAGGAACCUGGAAAUCA